AAAAACAUUAACGCGGGAAAACAAGAAUCCACAAAUCGAUCUAACAGAAAAUUAGUAAAUAAAAAAAAUGGCGAAUGAAGAAGAAGGCGGCAGCGGAGAAGACUAUCAAUUGGAAGAAGAAUUUAACGUGUGGAGAAAAAACACACCUUUUUUAUACGAUCUAGUCAUCUCUCACUCUCUUGAAUGGCCAUCACUCACCGUCCAAUGGCUGCCGUCGCCGCCGUCGUUAUACGACAACGGUUCUUUCGCCGUUCAUAAAUUGAUACUUGGGACCCACACUUCUGAUGACUGUCCUAAUUUCCUGCUUGUUGCUGAAGCUCAUUUGCCUGUUAAUCCUUCUUCUGCACUCGAAACUAAUUUGGAUAAUCAUAGAAUCCCCAAGAUAGAGGUGAUUCAGAAGAUACAUGUUGAUGGAGAGGUGAAUCGGGCUCGGUGUAUGCCACAGAUUCCGUCGAUUGUUGCAGCGAAGACUAGUUCUUCUGAAGUUUAUGUAUUUGACUCGACAAAGCAACCUUUGGAUCAUGAAGGAGGUUCUUGUAACCCUGAUGUUAAAUUGAGGGGUCAUGACAAAGAAGGGUAUGGAUUGUCAUGGAACCCUUUUAAAGAAGGGUAUCUCUUGAGUGGUUCCAAUGAUUGCAAGAUUUGCUUGUGGGAUGUGUCGGCAAUGCCUGCCAAUAAAGUACUUGAUCCAAAACAUAUUUAUGAGGAUCAUGGCAGUGUGGUUGAAGAUGUUUCAUGGCAUUUGAUGAAUGGUAGUCUAUUUGGAUCUGUUGGGGAUGAUUGCAAACUAAUGAUUUGGGACUUGCGCACAAAUAAACAUGAACAAGCUGUUGUUGUUCAUGAGAAAGAGGUGAAUUACUUAUCUUUUAAUCCAUAUAAUGAGUGGGUUCUGGCUACAGCCUCUUCAGAUACCACUGUUGGUCUGUUUGACAUGCGGAAGCUGACAGCACCAUUGCAUGUUUUAAGUAGCCAUGAGGAGGAAGUAUUCCAAGUUGAGUGGGAUCCAAACCAUGAAACCGUGCUUGCAUCCUCUGCUGGUGACAGAAGGUUGAUGGUUUGGGAUCUAAACAGGAUUGGAGAUGAACAAUUGGAGGGAGAUGCAGAGGAUGGCCCACCAGAACUCCUAUUUUCUCAUGGUGGUCACAAGGCCAAGAUAUCUGACUUCUCAUGGAACAAGAACGAACCAUGGGUGAUAUCUAGUGUGGCUGAAGACAAUGCUCUACAGGUCUGGCAAAUGGCUGAAAGCAUUUAUCGUGAAGAUGAUGGCGUUUGAACAUGACCUAUGUACCUGUUGUUUGUUUUCUUGAAAGUUGUCGCUUUACUUUAGGUAAACUUUAAUAGUUGUUCAUGUAUCAAACAUGACCUGUUCAGUCCCAUAGAUAUUUGUGCUUGAAGCUUUUCAACUGGGUUUAUCAAGUACUUUAACCUUGCUCAGUUCAUCUUUGCUGA
Erigeron canadensis is the source of this 1449-nucleotide messenger RNA. RefSeq names its product WD-40 repeat-containing protein MSI3-like. Gene Ontology annotation, biological process: regulation of gene expression. The coding region runs from base 68 to 1273 and encodes 401 amino acids. The record is from RefSeq and is a predicted model, not a curated record. Gene Ontology annotation, molecular function: histone binding. Gene Ontology annotation, cellular component: nucleus. The transcript is spliced from 6 exons. NCBI's taxonomy places the organism in Eukaryota, Viridiplantae, Streptophyta, Magnoliopsida, Asterales, Asteraceae.